This is a messenger RNA of Oncorhynchus nerka (sockeye salmon), 8655 nucleotides long. Its product is annotated as inactive phospholipase C-like protein 2. The record is from RefSeq and is a predicted model, not a curated record. The coding region runs from base 513 to 4166 and encodes 1217 amino acids. The transcript has 12 exons. Gene Ontology annotation, biological process: release of sequestered calcium ion into cytosol; phosphatidylinositol-mediated signaling; lipid metabolic process. NCBI's taxonomy places the organism in Eukaryota, Metazoa, Chordata, Actinopteri, Salmoniformes, Salmonidae. Gene Ontology annotation, molecular function: phosphatidylinositol-4,5-bisphosphate phospholipase C activity.
ACCCAGUGGGAAGGCUAAGUUCCAGAACGCACUGAUAACUGUCAAGUCAAGCCGUUUGCUUUCAUUUCCAUAUUAUGAAAGACAAUAGCGCCGGCAGCAGUGCUUAUUACUGCGCAUUUGAGUUGUGCGCCAUUCGGGUCACUGAAUCUCUUUUUGACUUUCUAUUAUGACGAGUCGCCGACGACAUCACAACGGAACGCACCUCAGCAGUAGAUGGUUAAAGCUAUGUAAAAUAUUCCCAUUCUCGUCGGGUAAAGCGAUGCCUAGGCUACUGACAGAGAACCAUGAUUUGCAGAGGAUAUAUUUUGGAUAGUCUACUUUGCGAGAGCAAGAGUGUGUGGCUGUCUGUCAAGCACGGAGUCGCUUUGGCGCGCUAAAGCAUCUUGGAUAAGAUGAUUGUCAGUUAUUUCACGUAGCGAAGCGAACACCAAACAAAACCCACAGCUACAAAAUUCCAAAUUUGUAGCGGACUUCAUAAAGACGGGUAGGGUGCGCGCCCACCGGUUGCUGUGAUGAAACCCUCUCCAGGCAACGGGGUGAACCUCCAGACUCAUCGAGAAGAAUUGGUGUCCAACGGAGGCUGCGGAAUGUCAGACACCGUGACAGCUGUCCAAACCGACACUGGUCCCGGAUCCCCCAUGACUGACAAGCCGGGAGUAGGAGGAGAUACAGACGCCAAAGGAAUCCCGCGGCGGAGCAGUAUUAUCAAGGAUGGUUCUCGUGCUGGUCGUGAGAGGAAGAAGACGGUCUCCUUCAGCAGCAGUCUCUCUGAGAGGAAGAUCAGCAGCGCUGCAGACUGCAUCAGUGCUAUGGUGAGGGGUACUGAGCUGCGGAAAGUGCGCUCCAACUCACGCGUCUACCAGCGCUACUACCUGCUGGAGUCAAGUCUGCAGGCCCUGCGAUGGGAGCCCUCCAAGAAGGAGUCAGAUAAGGCCCGCAUCGCCGUCUCCUCCAUCAGAGAGGUCCGCACCGGCCGCAACACAGAGACAUUUAGGACCAACGGCAUCUAUGACCAGAUCUCUGAGGACUGUGCCUUCUCGAUCAUCUACGGAGAGACCUAUGAAGCUCUGGACCUGGUAGCUAACUCUGCAGAGGUGGCCAACGUUUGGGUAACUGGCCUGAGGUAUCUGAUUCUGUAUGGGAAGCAUGCCAUGGAUAUGAUAGCCAGCAGUGAGGACAGCCUUCGUCUCAUCUGGCUAGCAGAGAUGUUCUCCUCUAAGGUUGUUUCAAAUGGACUCGGUGGAAGAGAGGAGGAGGGGAUCAGUUUGCGGUCGGCGGUAGGACUGAUCAAGAGUGUUAACCCUGGAGUGAGGAGUGGGAAAGUAGAACGCAGGUUUAAGGAGCUCCAUCGAAUCAAAGAGAGGACGAGGGGGGCUCGGACAACUGGAGUUGGAACUGAUGUUGGGGCUGUGGCUCUACCUGAAGCAAUGGUUGGGACUUCAGUUGUAGCUGGAGCUGGGACUGGUUCUGGGGAUGGAAUUGAGGUGGUCGGUAUAGGAGAUGGGGCUGGGACUAGAACUGAGGUGGUCGGUAUAGGAGAUGUGACUGGGACUAGAACUGAGGUGGUAGGUAAAGGAGAUGUGACUGGGACUAGAACUGAGGUGAUCGGUAUAGGAGAUGUGACUGGGACUAGAACUGAGGUGGUGGCUAAAGGUAACACAGACAACAGAAGAGGAGAAAUAGAGGACAGGGUCACCAAGGAGGAGUUCAUUGAGGUAUUUCACGAACUUUGCACCCGACCGGAGAUCUACUUCCUCCUUGUGCAGUUCUCUAGCAACAAGGAGUUCUUGGAUACCAAGGAUCUGAUGAAGUUCCUGGAGGCUGAGCAGGGCGUGGCUCAGGUGACUGAAGACAUCAGUCUGGAGCUCAUCCAAUCCCACGAGCCGUCGGAGGAGGGCCGUCGCCAGGGCUGCCUCUCAUUGGACGGUUUCACCAGCUAUCUUACGUCCCUGGAGUGCCACUUGUUUGACCCGGAGCACAGCCAGAUGUGCCAGGACAUGAGCCAACCCUUAUCCCACUACUACAUCAACUCCUCCCACAACACCUACCUCAUCGAGGACCAGUUCAGGGGGCCCUCUGACAUCACCGGCUACAUCCGGGCUUUAAAGAUGGGCUGCAGGUGUGUGGAGGUGGACGUGUGGGACGGCCCUGAUGACGAACCCGUGGUUUAUACUGGUUACACCCUCACCUCGCCUGUCCUGUUCCGCUGUGUCCUGGACGUGAUUGGGUGCUUUUCAUUCGCAGCGUCAGAGUGUCCUCUAAUCCUGUGCUUGGAGAACCACUGCUCCCCCUGCCAGCAGAGAGUAAUGCUCCAGCACCUGAAGAGGAUACUAGGGGAGAGGUUGUACACGGGGCCCCUCGGGGAAGGGGAGGGGUACCUGCCCUCGCCCCAUGCCCUGAGGGGCAAGAUCCUGCUGAAGGGGCAGAAGUUGAAGGAGGGGUGUGGUGAGACGGAGGGGGAUGUGACUGAUGAAGACGAGGGGGCGGAGAUGUGCCAGAGGAUGAAGGCUGGUAACAGUGAAGGAGGAGGAGGGGAGGGGAGACAGAAAGGUGGUGGGGGGGGUGUUACUAGUAGUGUGAAAACCCUGACCCCUGCUCCUCCCUCUAAACGGUUCCAGCUUCUGAAGGAGCUCUCGGACUUGGUGACUCUGUGCAAGUCAGUACGUUUCACAGACUUCCAGAAGUCUUUCUCAACCCAGAAACCCUGGGAGUUCUGCUCGUUCAACGAGACCCUAGCGGUGCGCUGCGCCAGCGAGCGCCCGGGAGACUUUGUCAACUACAACAAGCGCUUCCUGUCGCGGGUCUACCCCAGCGCCAUGCGCAUCGACUCCAGCAACAUGAACCCACAGGACCUGUGGAAGUGCGGUUGCCAGAUUGUGGCUAUGAACUACCAGACGCCCGGGUUGAUGAUGGACCUAAACAUCGCCUGGUUCCGCCAGAACGGGAAUUGUGGGUAUGUGCUGCGACCCACCAUCAUGCGACAGGAGGUUUCGUAUUUCAGCGCCAAUACAAGAGACUCUGUGCCGGGUGUGUCCCCUCAGCUGCUCCAUGUUAAGGUGAUCAGUGGGCAGAACUUGCCCCGUCCGUGUGGUUCUGGAGCUAAAGGAGAUGUGGUGGACCCGUACGUCUACGUGGAGAUCCAUGGUAUCCCUGCCGACUGUGCCGAGCGCCGCACCCGCACGGUGGUGGAGAACGGAGACAACCCCAUCUUCGACGAAAGCUUUGAGUUCCAGAUCAACCUGCCCGAGCUGGCCAUGGUGCGCUUCGUGGUGCUUGAUGAUGAAUUCAUAGGGGACGAGUUCAUAGGUCAGUAUACCAUUCCCCUGGAGUGCUUACAGCCAGGCUACCGGCACGUACCAUUACAGUCUCUGAUGGGGGAGGACCUCCCGUACGCCCGGCUGUUCGUCCAUGUGGCUCUCACCAACCGGAGAGGAGGGGGCAAGUCCCACAAGCGGGGGCUGUCUGUGCGAAAGGCGAGGCGAGGGAGGGAGUACGCUGCACUCAGGGACCUGGGGGUCAAAGCCUUGGAUGAUGUUUUCAAAAUGGCGGCUCCGUCAUUGAAGGAAGCCACAGACAUGCGGGAGAACAUGCAGAACUCGGUGGCAGUUUUCAGGGAUCUGUGUGGGGUGUCAGCGGUGGCUAACCUCAUGCAGUGUGUGUUGGCUCUGGGGGCCCGUGUUUCUGGCGCUGACGGGGCCCCCCUGCUGCUGUUUGAGCUGAAGGAGCAGUACCCCUCCAUGGAGUCUCAGGGGCCCCUGCCGGACGUCCUACGCAGGGUGGUGUCCACUUAUGAAAUGAUGAUCCAGGCGAGCAGAGCGGUGAUCGAGCUGUCAGACGGAGUCUACGACAGGAUCCUACAGAUACAGACAACAGCCAUGGAGUUCCAUGAGAAGUUAAAGCCCAUGGCAGUGAAGGAGGGGCUUAAAGGUCGUAAGGUCACCAGAGCUGUGGAGAGUUUCAGCUGGAACAUCACAAUACUGAAGGGGCAGGCAGACCUGCUGAAACGGGCUAAGACGGAGGUACAGGAGAACAUAAAGCAGGUCCACUACGCUGCUCUGACCUCUAACCUCAGUAAGGGCGGGACAGGAGAGACAACCCACACUCGGCGCAGCCUGGACGCCCUUCCUUCAAUGUCGGGUACAGCUCCGGCAAGAAGUUUCCCUUAGUCACAGACAGGUCUAGGAACAGUUUACCUGUCUAAAAUGAUAUAUUGAACCAUAAGGGGGAAAUGUAAAAACUGACCGUAGGUCCGUUUCUAAAGGCACAAUCGUCCUAUUCUGAGGAUUGUCAGGGUGAUAAGAAGUUGCUACAUACGUUCUAUAGUGAUAGGCUCCUUCUGCAUCUCACCCGGGGGCUGCUGGAGAUUAGUCUGCCAUUUUCUCCAGACAACGAUGAGGAAGAAGGAGGAUGGACUCAGUUGAAGAGAAAAACUCCUGUUAUAGCACUGCCAAGAGGGAGGAGUAAUGUCAAAGACACUGGAGACAGGAAUGUAGAGAGGAAUGAAGGAAUGAGGUCUGAGAGAAAGAGAGAGACAGACUGCCCUGUCCCCUACUUUGUAUGCAGCUAUAAAUAAGAAAUGUUUAAUCCUGCUCUCUAUGGGGCCGAUUCAGACCCGAGUUAUGCACUUGUAAAUGGAACUUAAUUCCCUUUUUAUGAGCUUUUCUUUCAAACGUAUUCUGACCUUGAAUUUAAAAAAAUGUUUCAGCCAGCUAUUCUUUCAGAGUGGAGAUCAGAGAAAUUAAUACAUUUAAAAAACUGAAAUAUCACAUUUACAUAAGUAUUCAGACCCUUUACUCAGUACCUUUUGAAGCAUCUUUGGCAGUGAUUCCAGCUGCAAGUCUUCUUGGAAGGGGAACCUUCACCCCAGUCUGAGGUCCUGAGCGCUCUGGAGCGGGUUUUCAUCAAGGAUCUCUCUAUACUUUGCUCCAUUCAUCUUUCCCUCGAACCUGACUAGUCUCCCAGUCCCUGCUGCUGAUAAACAUACCCACAGCAUGAUGCUGCCACCACAUGCUUCACCGUAGAGAUGGUGCCAGGUUUCCUUCAGACUUGAAGCUUGGCAUUCAGGCCAAAGAGUUCCAUCUUGGUUUCAUCAGACCAGAGAAUCUUGUUUCUCAUGGUCUGAGAGUCCUUUAGGUGCCUUUUGGCAAACUCCAAGUGGGCUGUCAUAUGUCUUGCACUGAGGAGUGGGCACUCUACCAUAAAGGCCUGAUUGGUGGAGUGCUGCAGAGAUGUUUGUCCUUCUGGAAGGUUCUCCCAUCUCCUCAGAAGAACUCUAGAGCUCUAUCAGAUUGACCAUCAGGUUCUUGGUCACCUCCCUGACCAAGGCUCAUCUCCCCCGAUUGCUCAGUUUGGCCGGGCAGCCAGCUCUAGGAAGAGCCUCUGUGGUUCUAAACUUCUUCCAUUUAAGAAUGAUGGAGGCCACUGUGUUCUUGGGGAGCUUCAAUGCUGCAGACAUUUUUUGGUACCUUUCCCCAGAUCUGUGCCUCGACACAAUCCAUUCUUGGAACUCUACGGACAAUUACUUUGAUCUCAUGGCUUGGUUUUUGCUCUGACAUGCACUGUCAACUGUGGGACCUUAUAUAGACAGGUGUGUGCCUUUCCAAAUCAUGUCCAAUCAAUUGAAUUUACCACAAGUGGACUUCAAUCAAGUUGUAGAAACAUAUAAUGGAUGAUCAAUGGAAACAGACUCCACCUGAGCUCAAUUUCGAGUCUCAUAGCAAAGGGUCUGAAUACUUACGUAAAUAAGGUUUAUUUUUUUUAUACAUUUGCAAAAAUGUAUAAAAACCUGUUCGCUUUAUCAUUGUGAGGUAUUGUGUGUAGUUUGCUGAAAAUCUUUUUUAUUGAAUCCAUUUUAGUAUAAGGCUGUAAUGUAACUAAAUGUGGAAGAAGUCAAGGGGUCUGAAUACUUUGCGAAGGCACUGUGUGCUGUAUUCUUACCUUAAUUCCACCAACUUUACGUACGAGGAAAGGAUGGUUAAGGUCGAGCAACCUGUCGGUUCCAGGUGGAACAUCUACUUCAUUCUUUCCUGAUACAAAUAACACCAUUCUCCACACACUGUAAUUUACAAAUUGAUAAGAAAUAUUGAUUUGGUCUAAGUAAAUGAGUAAACCAUUUGGAUAAGGGGAUAGUAAAUAUAAAUUACAAUUGUUUAGAACUAUUUUACCUUGAUGAUCGCUCCAGAUGAAUGUGAAACCAGUCAUAUGUCAGUAAACUGAAGCAUAUCAACAUGUCAACUUUUCCACAGUGAAUUUGAUGAAAUGCUGGCCUUAACUUGCAGGGAUGAAAUGUGGAGACUCAAGCUGUAGGUUGAUAAUAGUAUAGCGCCAAACCUACCGAGUUGAUUUAUAGAAUGUUUUAAUUAUAUGCCCCGACUUCUCACCGUAUUUUUUUACAAUUUGUAUUCUGUUAAAUAUCAGCCACUAUCGGUAGCCACCGUCCGUUUUACCCACAUACAUUUAUAACCACUAUUUUUGAUUCACCAAUAUGUUUUGUGCAUAAAAGCCAUCCAAACUUAUUUUUCAGAAAUAUUUUCCUAACCCUAAAAAAUAUACAUUGAUCUAAGUAUUUUUAAAUCUACCAAUUGGUGCUGAAAAGGAGACGUGUAUUUACAUGGCUUUCUUUCAUUAAUGCCUAAUAUUCUGAACAGUUCUUUCCAUAUAUUGUCUGCCGAGAAAAUUCUAAUUAAAAGGUACGCACAAUUUUAAGGGGUGGCUUCAGAUAAAUGUACUGAAAACUCCACAAGAAAAUCUGUUGGUCAGCCAGUGGGAAGAUUUUCAGCUGUGUAAUUACAUUUAUUCGCUCGCGUAAGGGAACCACACCUGCAAAGCCAAUUAUGCACCUACAUAAGGUAAGUCUGAAUACCAACUACUGUCGAGUAGGAAAGGGGUGCGUGCAUUUCCUAAGUCUGAAUCGGGCCCUAUGUGCAAUGUUUGUUACUCUUGGUUUGUGUUUAUUUUGGGGGGAGUGAAGAGGGUUUUCAGGGUCAUGAAACUACAGUCCCUUCAGAAAGUAUUCACACCCCUUGAUUUUUUCAACAUUUUGUUGCGUUACAGCCUCUACUUAAAAUUGAUUCAAUUUAGGACACUACCCAUCCUGAUAACUUGGCCCUGAAGCUUUUGGAAGUUUCAUUUCUGUACCUUAUUGUGAAAAGUGUAGCUUCCAGAAGCUUUAAAAUGAGGCCUGAUUGUCAGGAUGGGUAGUGUACUGUAUGAGUACACAUUAAUUACAACUAAGCAUCCUUCAAGAUACACUUCAUUUUAACUAGCUAAAUCCUGUGUAACAACUAGUAAUUACAUUGUACUUAGGCAAACAUUACAUGUACUGUGUUUUUCCACAUCUGGGAUGCCACCCAAGUCAUUGAGUUUGACCUACUGAUCUGUUUUUACCUGAUCAACCAAGUUAACCCAGAUGCUGCACUUUAUUUUGGGGUCAAGUGCCAGCAACAACACUGAGCGGAGAUAUAGUUUGAACAGUGCACAUUCAAGGCUAAGUAAUUACAGCCUAUUGAGCAUAAGCUAUAAUCUCUCAGAUACCCAGCACAUCCGCGACUGAUCACAACCUGUGAGACAGUUGUUACUGUAUGCAGCUGAGAAGAGGCGAAACACUAAGUUGGUGAAUUUAGUGGAAACCUGCCCAUUUGUACCACCCUUGUAUUUACACACUUGCUAGUUAACCACAGUACUUAUUACGGUGUAAUUACAAUGUAACAAGGACCCCUUCAAACUAAAUGUUACCGGAAAAAGGGGUGUGAAUAUGUUUUGAAAGCCUGUAGCACAAAGUGAAACUAAUUGACAGAAGUGUCUGUGUGUGCUUCAGGAGGCUGAUACAGAAUGUGUGAAUGCUACUGAUAUCUAAUAAUAAUAUGCCAUUUAGCAGACACUUUUAUCCAAAGCAACUUACAGCAGUGCGUACAUACACUUUCAUAUUGGUGGCCCCGGCUGGAAUCAAACUCACGAUACUAAAGUUGCAAACGCCAGCAGUCUACCAACUGAGAUGUGAUAAACCCAUAUUUCAUUUCUGAAUUGGUUAGGGUCCGUUUCAGAUUUGGACUAGUUGGGCUGUCAAUGGGAUGCUGGUCAGAAACGGCACUUAGCAGUCAAAUUGCUAUGGUCAGAAGGUCCAGGAAUGUUCUACUCAUCCAAAUUCUAUGGAUGUCUAUUGGUGGCAUAGGGUUCAUUUAACUCAACCAGACAGUGUUAAUGAUUCAACCAUCAGAAACAGUGUAACAGUAUUUCAAGUUCUCCUUCCAUGGCACUUAGACCACUGUUUUGUUAUGGUGUUGUCACAUUACGCUAUUUUAAUAUCUGGUUUUAUCCUCAUUGACUAAAAUAUUACUGCAUUUUUACAAAAUGGUCAUUUUCAUUCAUUGGCCUUUUGUCUUAAGUCAGUGUGACAAAUCUGCCUGGAACUGAAGGAUGAGCGUUGCCUAGAUGCCACCUGUCGGAAGACAGUGGUUGGCGUCUUGAAAACCUUUGUUAUUCACCUGAUGUUAUAAGACAAGUUGUCUCUAAAUUGACAUCAAUAUCUCCUCCAAACCAUAUCCAUUAGAUGUAUUACCACACCCAAACGAGGUCGCAGUUGUAAAUGAGAACUUGUUCUCAACUGGCCUACCUGGAUUAAAAAAACUAUAUGCAAAUAAACCAGCUAAUUUAUAA